This is a messenger RNA of Equus caballus (horse), 2239 nucleotides long. RefSeq names its product serpin family A member 5 (gene SERPINA5). NCBI's taxonomy places the organism in Eukaryota, Metazoa, Chordata, Mammalia, Perissodactyla, Equidae. Gene Ontology annotation, molecular function: serine-type endopeptidase inhibitor activity. The record is from RefSeq and is a predicted model, not a curated record. Gene Ontology annotation, biological process: negative regulation of endopeptidase activity.
CCGGGCAGGCUGGGCGGAGCCGGGGAAGAGGUGGAGUCAGGGCCCGCCGUGGUCAGUGACAAACACUGGCUCCAGUCCAGCCAGCCGUCUGCCCUUUAUUGAGCCCGAGGGACUGUCACGUCCACGGUGUGCACGCUCGGCCACGGGACAGCAACGAGGAUAGCCACCAUGCAACUCGGCCUGAUCUUGUGCCUGGUGCUCCUCAGCCCGCCGGCGGCCACCCUCCAUCGCCACCGCUCCCAUGAGACGAAGAAGAGAGUCAAGGAGCUGCCAUCCACAGCUGCCACGGUGGCCCCCGGCACCAACGGCUUUGCCUUCGACCUCUACAGGGCCUUGGCGGCUGCUGCCCCCAACCAAAACAUCUUCUUCUCUCCUCUGAGCAUCUCCACAACCCUGGCCAUGAUCUCCCUGGGGGCUCGGUCCAACACGAAGGCACAGAUCCUGCAGGGCCUGCGCCUCAACCUCCAAGAGGGCACGGAGGAGGAGCUCCACAACGCCUUCCAGCAGCUGCUCCGGGAGCUCGGCCGGCCCAGAGAUGACCUCCAGCUGAACCUCGGCAAUGCCCUAUUCAUCAGCCCCACAGUGCAUAUCCAGGACAGCUUCCUGAGUGCCGUGAGGACACUGUACCUGGCAGACACUGUCCCCACCAACUUUGGGGACCCCGCAGGGGCCCAGAAGCAGAUCAAUGAUUACGUGGCAAAGCAAACUCAGGGCAAGAUUGUGGACUUGGUGAAGGACCUGGACAGCACCGAGGUCAUGGUUAUGGUGAAUUACAUUUUCUUCAAAGCUCAGUGGGAGACAAGCUUCAACUACAGAAACACCCUAGAGCAGGACUUCCAUGUGACCUCGGAGACGGCGGUGCGGGUGCCCAUGAUGAGACGCGAGGAUUGGUAUUACUACCUCCUGGACCAAAACCUCUCCUGCAAGGUGGUGGCGGUCCCCUACCAGGGGAAUGCCACUGCCUUGUUCAUUCUCCCCAACGAGGGCACGAUGGGGCAGGUGGAGAACGGACUGCAUGAGAGAAUCCUGAGGAAGUGGUUCAAGACGUUCAUAAAGAGGCAGCUGGAGCUUUACCUUCCCAAGUUCUCCAUUGAGGGCUCCUAUCAGCUGGAAAAAAUCCUCCCCAAACUGGGAAUCAGUGACGUCUUCACCUCCCAAGCUGACCUGAGCGGCCUUACCAACCACUCCAACAUCCAGGUGUCUGAGAUGGUGCACAAAGCCGUGGUGGAGGUGGACGAGUCGGGGACCAAGGCGGCCGCAGCCACUGGGGCGAUCUUUGCCUUCAGGUCGGCUCGAGUGGGCCCCCUGAGGGUGGUGUUCGACAGGCCCUUUCUGAUGCUCAUUGUGGAGAACACGGAGAACAUCCUCUUCCUCGGCAGAGUGACCCACCCCCGGGGGGGAGAUUCCUCCUGAAGGGCCGCAGGCCUCCACGGUGGAAGACAAGCGUGCACUAUGGCCAUCUGUCUGCCGGGACCUAGGGAUUCACACAUGUUUAGAUGACUAAUGAGGCUUUCGCAAAUAAUAAUAAUAGCAUUGACAUGCUGAGGAUUGUUUCUUUUCACACAAUUGCAAGACGUGGGUGCUUUGGAGAACAUUUGUUCUUACCCUCACCUUUCAUCAGUGAUUAGCACUGAGGACCAGAGAGGUUGGUUGACUUUCCCAAGGUCACACAGCAUGUUAGCGGCAGAUGGAAGCCCAGAAUCUGGGCCCCUGACGCCCAGCCCAGUACCACAAAUCUCUGGAGGAAGAUUAUUCCAGUAGACAUUUCCACCAGGAAGCGAAUUUCCAAGCCUAGUGCCCCGUGUCAGCAAUACCAGUAUCAAUUCAUCCUGGUUUGGAGGGAACACUGGAAUGGGAGUCUGGAUGGGGCUUCCGUCCCAGCAAACCAGCUGUGUGACAUUGGGGCAAUACCGUCCCUCUCUGGACAUUGGUUUUCCCAUGUGUACUGAGAAGGAUCAGGUCAAGGACAGGAGGAUCCUUGAAAUCAUAUAAAAAGGCCGGGGUGUUCCCUGUCAAUCACAAUUGAUUUCAGUACAUUCAAGUGCCACUCAUCCUUCAAGAAAAGCAAGGGGACCACAGGGUGGAAUGGGCCAUCACAGGAUUAAGUUACAAUCUCCUGUGCUUGGCGGGGGGCAGGAGAAUGGAGGCCUGUUGCAAACAGCUGAGUACCAGUUGAAGACGCUGGUGACUAACUGUGAGUUUUAGUGUCAGCAAGAACAAUAAAGCAUUUUGCAAACAC